AUGGACUAUAGUGAUCAAUUCACAACUUAUUUGAUAUUCAAUGGUAGAGAUGCAUUAUUUCGAUGGGCUCGUGAACAAGGAAAAUUGAAUAAUAUUGUCAUUGUAAUUAAAAGGUCUGAUUGUGGAGGUGAGGGCAAGAGGAGACCUCAUGUAAUACUUGCUUGUGAGAGGAACGGUAACUAUAAGUCUUGCAAGUCUAGUGAGACAACUGAUAUAAGGUCGGAUGCAAAUAGUGAUAGGGACACUGGUACCAAGAAAUGUGGAUGCCCAUUCUUAUUAAAAGGUGUCAAUAUUGGUGAUGGGGAUGAUUGGAAGUUGGAGGUGGUUUGUGGAGUACACAACCAUCCUAUUUCAGAGUAUCUUCAAGGUCAUUCAUUUGUGGGGCGACUUACUGAAGAGGAGAAUGCCUUGUUGGUGGACAUGUCUAAGAGUUUGGUAAAACCCAGAGAUACUUUGGUCAACAUUAAAGAUAGAGAUGCAAUGAAUGUUUCAACUAUGAAGACAAUAUACAAUGCUAGGAUCCGAAAUAUAACCAAAGAAUUUGCUGGGAGAACCCAAAUGUAA
Messenger RNA from Prunus armeniaca (apricot), 564 nucleotides. Lineage: Eukaryota; Viridiplantae; Streptophyta; Magnoliopsida; Rosales; Rosaceae. The record is from the annotation of a GenBank genome assembly.